AUGUCAUCCUUCCGCAUCCCCUCAAACCCUGGCCCCUCGAAUCCCAACAUGCCGUUCCAAUCACCCUCACAGGCCCGCGAGUCCAUCUUCACAGAAGCCAUGCGCGACCGCCAGGCCCGCGGCAAGGAUCCAUAUCGCAAGCCAGGGCCCGUGGCGCCCGUUGUGCCCGCUGCCACUCAGCCCAUGUCGCAGGCUGACCUAGACCAGGUUGCUGAGGACGAGAUGAAUGCGCGGGAAGCUAGGCUUGGUCAAAUGCCGCGAAAAGAGGGUUUUGAAGAGCAGGAGCAGCGGGGGUUUGCACUGAGCGUGCUGGAUUGUCCGGAGCGGUUGCUCAUGUAUGCGCAGUCGCGUGAUGAUAGCAUAGCUGGCCAGCGGUUAAAGUUUACAGCGCUCAUGUGUGGUUUCCGAGCAGAGGAUAAGCCUGCCAAAGAAAAGACUACAUGA
[Torrubiella] hemipterigena is the source of this 444-nucleotide messenger RNA. Lineage: Eukaryota; Fungi; Ascomycota; Sordariomycetes; Hypocreales; Clavicipitaceae. The record is from the annotation of a GenBank genome assembly.